This is a messenger RNA of Chelmon rostratus (copperband butterflyfish), 1781 nucleotides long. Its product is annotated as elongation factor 1-alpha-like. Lineage: Eukaryota; Metazoa; Chordata; Actinopteri; Chaetodontiformes; Chaetodontidae. The record is from RefSeq and is a predicted model, not a curated record. Gene Ontology annotation, molecular function: GTP binding; GTPase activity; translation elongation factor activity. The transcript has 8 exons. Bases 153 to 1541 code for a protein of 462 amino acids. Gene Ontology annotation, biological process: translation; translational elongation.
GGGAGGAGGAGGAGGAGGAGGAGCAGGUGAAGGCGUUGUCUUCCCAUCUCUUCUUAAAUCGAACACAAGCAAAGUGACGGUCUUGAUCGAACAGGAGCCAACAGACGUCCACUGCCUUCAUUUGGCUUUUCAACCAGAACUAGUAAAUUGAAAUGGGAAAGGAAAAGACCCACAUCAACAUCGUGGUCAUUGGCCAUGUCGACUCCGGCAAGUCCACCACCACCGGCCACCUGAUCUACAAGUGUGGAGGAAUCGACAAGAGAGCCAUCGAGAAGUUUGAGAAGGAAGCCACUGAGAUGGGCAAGGGCUCCUUCAAGUACGCCUGGGUGCUGGACAAACUGAAGGCAGAGCGUGAGCGUGGUAUCACCAUUGACAUCGCACUGUGGAAGUUUGAGACCACCAAGUUCUACGUGACAGUCAUUGACGCCCCUGGACACAGGGACUUCAUCAAGAACAUGAUCACUGGUACCUCUCAGGCUGACUGCGCUGUGCUGAUCGUUGCUGCUGGUGUUGGUGAGUUUGAGGCUGGUAUCUCCAAGGACGGCCAGACCCGUGAGCACAUCCUGCUGGCCUACACCCUCGGUGUGAAGCAGCUCAUUGUUGCAGUCAACAAGAUGGACUCCACUACUCCCCCUUACAGCCAGGCCCGUUUCGAGGAGAUCACCAAGGAAGUGAGCGCCUACGUCAAGAAAGUUGGCUACAACCCUGCCACUGUUGCCUUCGUCCCCAUCUCUGGGUGGCAUGGAGACAACAUGCUCGAAGAAAGUGACAAAAUGACCUGGUUCAAGGGAUGGAGUAUUGAACGCAAGGAGGGCAACGGCAGUGGAAAAACACUGUUUGAAGCUCUUGACUCCAUCCUGCCGCCUGCCCGCCCCACUGACAAGGCCCUCCGUCUGCCCCUGCAGGACGUUUACAAGAUUGGUGGUAUCGGAACUGUUCCUGUCGGCCGUGUGGAGACCGGUAUCCUGAAGCCCGGUGUGGUCGUCACCUUUGCUCCCACCAACUUAUCCACUGAGGUGAAGUCUGUGGAGAUGCACCACGAGUCUUUGAGUGAGGCUCUCCCCGGUGACAAUGUUGGCUUCAACAUCAAGAACGUGUCCGUGAAGGAUAUCCGCCGAGGAUAUGUUGCUGGGGACAGUAAGAACAAUCCUCCCCAGGAGUGUUCCAACUUCACUGCACAGGUCAUCAUCCUGAACCACCCGGGUCAGAUCCAUGCGGGCUACAGUCCCGUGCUGGACUGCCACACAGCUCACAUUGCCUGCAAGUUCGCGGAGCUUAUGCAGAAAGUGGACCGCCGUUCCGGCAAAACAAUUGAGGACGCGCCCAAGUCUGUCAAGUCGGGAGACGCCUGCAUUGCUGUGUUGGUGCCUUCAAAACCUAUGUGUGUUGAAAGCUUCUCCGACUUUGCUCCACUGGGUCGCUUUGCUGUGCGUGACAUGAAGCAGACCGUGGCCGUCGGUGUCAUCAAGUCCGUCGAGAAGAAGGCCGCCAGCGGCGGAAAGGUCACCAAGUCUGCACUGAAGGCCGACAAGAAGAAAUGAAUUCCCAUGCAGGAGGUCCAACAAAAAGUCACGCCUCAGCAGCAGCGGGCCUCCCCAUCCCCUCUUCUUCCCUGCCACCCAGCGCCGUCUUCUCUGAGGCAGAGCUCUCUACUCAAGGACUGGCUUAUGCUGAUUAAAACCCAUCGGAAAAGUUUCCGCAGGAAAGGAAGGCUUUUGCCUUUUAGGGGAAACUAUGAUCAUAAUUAAGUUGAAACCAAAACAAUAAAAAUCUUAAACAUU